GGAACCAAUGUUUAGAUUGCUUCAAUUGCACCCAAGAAAGUUGAAAAAAUUUUCAAUCCACCCCCUUCCGUCCAAUUGCUCCGUCUGAUGAGACGGAAAUGGACCCACGUGCGCGGCAUGUGACUUAUAUGCUCUUAACCGGACGAAAAUACCCUCAAAAAAUUGAGCCGUUGUUUUCUAAGUCACCCGUUUUGUUUCAUGUAUAUUUGGUUCAAAUAUUGUUUAAGGAAAAACAAGGGUUUCGAAUUUGAAGGCUGACGGAGACGAUGGACGCCUCGACACAGGACUCGACCCCUGGCCAGAUACCCGUCUGUUCUGGGCAAUCGAUUGGGCACUCGAAGGAGAGGAUGGAAGCAAGGUCGGAGUCCCCACAGAGUGUUGCCACUUUUUCACGGCAACGAGUAUGCUACUGCGAGCGGCCGAUGAAUGUGAAAACGGCGCACACGAGCAAAAAUUUCGGAAGAAGGUUUAUGGGGUGUGAAAAUUGGAAGAUCCACAGAGAUUGUGGUUUCUUUGAGUGGGUUGAUCCCAAAAUGUGUGCACAUGGUCAGAGGGUUGUUGGUCGAUUGGUUGAGUGGCACGAAAGUUUGGUGGCAGAAACUAAACGAUGUGAAACCAUGGUUGAAGUAGAAGUUGGGAAAGUGAAGGCCGAAAUGGAGAAAGAGAUUGAGAAGGUGAAGGCCGAAGUUGACAAUGAGAGGAACGCAGAAAUUGCACAAUACCGUAAAGAAAUUGAGAUUUGGGGGAUCAAAUUUGAAGCAGUGAAGAAGAAUUACCACACAAUGCUUGUGUGUUCGUGGAUUUUAUUUGCAUUGUGUUUCUUCUUCGGACAUGCAGCCAAAAACCAGGAGGACAAUAGGGUUGGUUAUUUGAGGUUGCCUUGAGUUGUAUUGUUAGACAUUUUUUGUGCACUUCUAUGGGGCCAUAGAAGCUAGAAGUGAACCAUUUUUUGUGCACUAAGUUGUGUUGUGGUAUUUUGGUUGCCUUAUUGCAUGUAUUUAAGUGGGAUUGUUUGUAGUUGGAGCUGCUUGUAUUUAUAAAGUAACAGAAUUUUAUCCCAU
Messenger RNA from Alnus glutinosa, 1061 nucleotides. RefSeq lists its product as uncharacterized. The transcript has 2 exons. Bases 267 to 884 code for a protein of 205 amino acids. NCBI's taxonomy places the organism in Eukaryota, Viridiplantae, Streptophyta, Magnoliopsida, Fagales, Betulaceae. The record is from RefSeq and is a predicted model, not a curated record. Gene Ontology annotation, molecular function: zinc ion binding.